UAUGCAGGGCAGCCGCACGCACUGGGAAGGAAGAUAGCAGCAACAAUAUGGCGACAGCCGCAGUUACUCUCGACUCUUUUCUACAUCUGCAGUUCAGUGACAGCUGUCUGGAUUUCUGUUAAUGCGAAAAAAAGCUGGAUGUCUGGGAUGAAAAACAAAUAAAGAGGAAAUAGCUGCAGGAUGAAAAAAUGGCCGCACCCCUUAUGUCACCCCCAGGACCUGACAGCUUCAAGAAAUUCACCCCGGAAUCGCUUGCUAACAUCGAGAGGCGCAUCAAAGAAGAGAAGAACAAGAAGCCACCCAAGCCCAGAUCGGACAGUAGUCACCGUGACACGUCUGACGACAAUGAACCCAAGCCCAACAGUGACCUGGAGGCUGGGAAGAGCCUGCCGUUCAUCUACGGCGAUGUUCCUCCUGGAAUGUCGGGCGUACCGCUGGAGGAUUUGGACCCAUACUAUCAGAACCUGAACAUGAAAACAUUUAUAGUCCUCAACAAAGGGAAAACAAUCUUCCGCUUCAGUGCCACGCCCUCCUUGUACAUCAUAAGCCCGUUUAAUCUACUAAGGCGAAUAGCUAUUAAGAUUUUGAUACAUGCGUUAUUCAGCAUGAUCAUCAUGUGUACGAUUUUGACCAACUGUAUAUUUAUGACAUUUAGUGACCCCCCAGAAUGGUCCAAACAAGUAGAGUAUACCUUCACAGGUAUCUAUACGUUUGAAUCACUCACAAAAAUUGUUGCCCGAGGCUUCGCUAUAGAUGGGUUUACCUUUCUCAGAGACCCAUGGAACUGGCUGGAUUUCAUGGUCAUCUCAAUGGCAUAUAUAACAGAGUUUGUGGACCUUGGGAAUGUCUCGGCGCUGAGAACGUUCAGGGUUCUCCGAGCAUUGAAAACAAUUUCUGUCAUUCCAGGCCUGAAGACCAUUGUGGGUGCUCUGAUCCAGUCUGUGAAGAAGCUGUCGGAUGUGAUGAUCCUGACCGUCUUCUGUCUCAGCGUCUUUGCUCUAAUUGGACUGCAGCUCUUUAUGGGGAACCUAAGGCAGAAGUGUGUAAUCUGGCCAAUCAACAUGACUGAGCAGUACCUGGCAAAUGGCAGCAGGGGCUUUGACUGGAAGGAAUACAUCAUGAAUGACUCUAAUUUCUACUUCCUUCCUGGUCAGCUUGAUGCUCUGCUAUGUGGAAAUAGUUCUGACUCAGGACGAUGUCCAGAGGGCUUUAUGUGUAUGAAAGCCGGAAGGAACCCAAACUAUGGUUACACCAGCUUUGACAGCUUUGGAUGGGCUUUCCUCACCCUUUUUCGCCUCAUGACCCAAGACUUCUGGGAAAAUCUCUACAUGCUGACUCUGCGAGCUGCAGGGAAAACAUACAUGAUCUUCUUUGUGCUGGUCAUCUUUGUGGGCUCUUUCUACCUGGUGAAUCUCAUCUUGGCUGUGGUGGCCAUGGCUUAUGAGGAGCAGAACCAGGCCACUAUUGAGGAGGCGGAGCAGAAAGAGGCAGAAUUCAAGGCCAUGCUGGAACAGCUUAAGAGGCAGCAGGAUGAAACACAGGCUGCUGCCAUGGCGACAUCUGCAGGCACGGUGUCAGAGGCUGCGUUAGAGGAUGAAGGAGGAGGGCACUUGUCCCGCAGCUCCUCUGAGGUGUCCAAGCUGAGCUCCAAGAGUGCCAAAGAGCGUCGCAAUCGCAAGAAGAAAUGGCGUCAGAAAGAGCAGGAGAAAGAGAAGGGAGACAGUGAGAAGGUUGUUAAGUCUGAGUCAGACGAUGGCAGCAAGAAAAGCACCAUUCGUUUCCCAGGAAGCCGGCUGGGGAGGAAGACAUCCAUUAUGAACCAGUCACUACUCAGCAUCCCAGGUUCUCCCUUCAUGUCGCGCCACAACAGCCGCAGCAGCAUCUUCAGCUUCAAAGGCCGUUCCAAGGACAUGGGCUCAGAAAACGAGUUUGCCGACGAUGAGCACAGUACAGUAGAGGAGAGCGAAGACCGCCGAGGCUCCCUGUUUAUCCCUUACCGCCGCAACAGCUACAGUGGCUACAGCCAAGGCUCAUCACGCAUCCACCCGCUGGCACCCCACUCUGGAGGGAAGAGGAACAGCACAGUGGACUGCAAUGGCGUGGUGUCUCUCACCGGCCCUGGGCCCGGCAGACGGCUUCUGCCUGAGGUGAAAAUAGAUAAGGCAGCCACUGAUGACAGUACUACUGACGUGGAGAUUAAGAAGAAGCACUCUGGCUCUCUCAUGGUAUCUGUGGAUCAGCUCAACUCCUCCUUCAAAGGAAAGGACCGUGCCAACAGUCAGAUGAGCGUAGUCACCAACACACUCUUAGAGGAGUUGGAGGAGUCUCAGAGGAAGUGUCCUCCCUGUUGGUACAAGUUUGCCAACAUCUUCCUCAUCUGGGAGUGCUUUCCUUUGUGGCUGAAGAUUAAGCACAUUACCUACUUGAUUGUCAUGGAUCCAUUUGUUGACCUGGCCAUCACCAUCUGUAUUGUCCUCAACACCCUCUUCAUGGCCAUGGAGCACUACCCCAUGACUGAGGAAUUUGAGGGGGUCCUUUCUGUUGGUAACCUGGUUUUCACAGGCAUCUUUGCUGGGGAGAUGUUUGCCAAGCUGAUUGCCAUGGAUCCCUACUACUACUUCCAGGAAGGCUGGAACUGCUUUGAUGGCUUCAUUGUGACUCUGAGUUUAGUUGAGCUGGGACUGGCUGAUGUGGAAGGUCUGUCAGUGCUCAGGUCAUUCCGAUUGUUAAGAGUGUUCAAACUAGCAAAAUCGUGGCCUACCCUCAACAUGCUGAUCAAGAUCAUUGGUAACUCAGUGGGGGCUCUGGGUAAUCUGACCCUGGUGCUGGCCAUCAUCGUCUUCAUCUUUGCCGUGGUGGGCAUGCAGCUGUUUGGCAAAAACUACAAGGACUGUGUGUGUAAGAUCGCCCUGACCUGUGAACUGCCUCGCUGGCACAUGCAUGACUUCUUCCACUCCUUCCUGAUUGUGUUCAGAGUGUUGUGUGGGGAGUGGAUUGAAACCAUGUGGGACUGCAUGGAGGUGGCAGGACAGACCAUGUGCCUCACCGUCUUCAUGAUGGUCAUGGUCAUCGGAAACCUGGUGGUGCUGAACCUGUUCCUGGCCUUGCUGCUGAGCUCAUUCAGUGCAGACAACCUCGCCGCCACAGAUGACGAUGGUGAACCCAACAACCUCCAGCUUGCGGUUGCCCGCAUUAAGAUAGGGAUUGCCUGGUUCAAGGUUAACAUGCGGAUUGUAGUAGCCACAGUGCUGAAAAAGCAGCCUAUAGAGGAUGAACAGAAGCCUCUGGAUGAAAUGUACGAGAAGAAGCUCAACUGCAUUGCAAACCACACAGUGGACAUCAACCGUGAACUGGACUAUGCUAAAAAUGGCAAUGGCACCACCAGCGGGAUUGGGAGCAGUGUGGGAAAGUAUAUGAUUGACGAGGACUACAUGUCUUUCAUCCACAACCCCAACCUCACUGUCUGUGUUCCCAUCGCUGUUGGCGAGUCAGACUUCGAAAACCUUAACACGGAAGACUUUAGCAGUGAAUCGGAUGUGGAGAACAGUAAAGAUCUGGAUGACACCAGUUCAUCUGAAGGCAGCACAAUAGACAUCAAGCCUGAUGUGGAGGACGUUGCAGUGGUGGAGGUAGUGGAGGAGUAUGUUGACCCAGAAGCCUGCUGGACAGAUGAGUGUGUGGCCAAAUACAAGUGCUGUGAUGUUCCCAUCACUCACGGCUGGGGAAAACACUGGUGGUUCCUGAGGAAGACCUGCUACCUGAUUGUAGAACACAACUGGUUUGAAACCCUCAUCAUCUUCAUGAUCCUGCUUAGCAGUGGAGCCCUGGCCUUUGAGGAUGUGUACAUUGAGCAGAGGAAGACAAUCCGCAUCAUUCUGGAGUAUGCUGAUCGGGUUUUCACCUAUAUCUUCAUCCUGGAGAUGUUGCUGAAAUGGGUGGCCUAUGGCUUUGUCAAGUACUUCACUAAUGCCUGGUGUUGGUUAGACUUCUUCAUUGUGGAUGUGUCUAUAGUCAGCCUUAUAGCUAAUGCGUUGGGCUACUCCGAUCUAGGCCCGAUUAAAUCACUCAGGACACUGAGGGCCUUGAGACCCCUCAGGGCCCUGUCACGUUUUGAAGGGAUGAGGGUUGUGGUAAACGCCUUGGUGGGUGCAAUUCCCUCCAUCAUGAAUGUGCUGCUGGUGUGUCUCAUCUUCUGGCUCAUCUUCAGCAUCAUGGGUGUCAACCUGUUUGCUGGAAAGUAUUACUACUGUUACAAUGAGACAGCUGAGGAGAACUUCUUCCCUGAUGUCGUCAACAACAAAACAGAGUGUUUUGCACUCAUUAAUGCAAACUUCACUGAAGUCAGAUGGAAAAACGUCAAGAUCAAUUUUGACAAUGUCGGUGCAGGAUACCUGGCACUUCUCCAAGUGGCAACAUUCAAAGGUUGGAUGGACAUUAUGUAUGCGGCAAUAGAUUCUCGAAAGGUGGAGGACCAGCCUAUCUACGAGGACAACUUAUACAUGUACAUCUACUUUGUCAUCUUCAUCAUCUUCGGCUCGUUCUUUACUCUAAACCUCUUCAUUGGUGUCAUCAUUGAUAACUUCAACCAACAAAAGAAAAAGUUUGGAGGUCAAGAUAUCUUCAUGACGGAGGAACAGAAGAAAUACUACAAUGCCAUGAAGAAACUAGGGUCAAAGAAGCCACAAAAACCAAUUCCCAGGCCGCAGAACCAGAUCCAGGGCAUGGUGUUUGACUUUGUGACGCAGCAGGUGUUCGACAUCUCCAUCAUGAUCCUAAUCUGCCUCAACAUGGUCACCAUGAUGGUGGAGACAGACGAUCAGACAGAGGACACCGAGGUUGUGCUUUACUGGGUCAACUUCAUCUUCAUUGUGGUCUUCACUUGCGAGUUUGUAUUGAAGCUCUUUGCGCUGCGCCACUACUACUUCACCAACGGCUGGAACAUCUUCGAUGUGGUUGUGGUCAUCCUUUCAAUUGUAGGAAUGUUUCUGGCUGACCUGAUUGAGAAGUACUUUGUGUCACCAACACUCUUCAGGGUGAUUCGUCUGGCUCGUAUCGGCAGGAUCCUGCGUCUCAUCAAGGGGGCCAAAGGAAUCAGAACUCUACUGUUUGCCCUAAUGAUGUCACUUCCUGCCUUGUUCAACAUUGGCUUACUACUUUUCCUGGUUAUGUUCAUUUUCUCCAUCUUUGGCAUGUCCAACUUUGGCUAUGUGAAACACGGGGCUGGAAUUGAUGAUAUGUACAACUUUGAGACCUUCGGCAACAGCAUGAUCAUCCUGUUUAUGAUCACCACAUCAGCUGGCUGGGACGGCCUGCUGCUGCCCAUUCUUAACUACGCUCCAGACUGCGACCCCUUACUGGAGAAUCCUGGCACCCCCGCCACAGGAGACUGUGGCAACCCUUCUGUGGGCAUCUUCUUCUUUGUUAUGUACAUCAUCAUUUCUUUCCUUAUUGUGGUCAACAUGUACAUUGCCAUCAUCUUGGAGAACUUCAGUGUGGCCACAGAGGAGAGUGCCGACCCACUCAGUGAGGAUGACUUUGAGACCUUUUAUGAGAUUUGGGAGAAGUUUGACCCUGAUGCGUGCCAGUUCAUCACCUAUGCCAAGCUUUCGGACUUCGCUGAUUCACUUGAACACCCACUCCGAGUCCCCAAGCCCAACACCAUUGAACUGAUCGCCAUGGACAUGCCUAUGGUGAGUGGUGACCGCAUCCACUGCCUGGACAUCCUUUUUGCCUUCACUAAGCGUGUGCUGGGUGACAGUGGCGAGUUGGACAUGUUGAGGCAACAAAUGGAGGAGCGUUUUGUGGCUGCCAAUCCCUCCAAGGUCUCUUACGAGCCAAUCACCACUACUCUGAGGCGCAAGCAGGAGGAUGUGUCGUCCAGAAUAAUUCAAAGGGCCUACCGUUCCUACCUGGCUAGGCGGGGUUUUGUCUGUAAGCGCAAACCAGCCAAUAACAAAGUGGAGAAUGGCGGGAACAAUCAGGAACAAGAAAAGAAGGAGGGCACUCCCUCAACUGCCUCCCUGCCCUCUUAUGACAGUGUAACCAAACCUGACAAGGAGAAACAGGAUGACAACAAUGAGGGCAAGGGAGGGAGGAAAGAGAAAGGAAGAAACCAAAAAGACAUCAGGGAAUCUAAAUGUUAGAGCGUUGGAAUAAUAAUCACAGUAAUAACAAUACAAAUUAUAAUAGUGUAACUUCAAGCAAAGCGAGAGGAAACUCACCCACACAGAUGUACAGAUUAUUUCAUUUGCAAGUCAGAAAAAAAAAUAAUACUCAAUAAUUUUGUUUACAGACUUCAUUCUUAUAUUAAUGCAGAGGGAAGCAGCUUGGUCUGUUACAGCUUGAAGACUCUUGAACUUCAGUCAAACCAAACAUAAUCACCAUACUGUGUGACAUUGUUGUAUCUAGACUACUGAUCUUAACAAAAGGGAAUGAAAAACAGACAAGGAAAUGUCUGUGACUGCUGAAAGGCAGAUUGCUCACUUUACCACUGGUCUACAGAUAAGACAAGUAACUCUACACCAAGAGAUAGAAUUAAAAAAAACACUAAAGCAAUUCAGCGCCUGGACGAAAGUAAUGGAUUCCUAUGGAAGACAGUGUUGUGAAGGAAAAACAAGGAUGCUGCUUGAUGCUGAAGAAUUGUCCUCUAAAAGCAGCCAAUGAGUGCUUCUGUGUCAUUUAAUACUGAAAUGUAUAGAGGAGAAAAAUGACCCACUCACUCUAUAAGAGCAGACCGAAGGAUGACUGGUGAAUGAAAGACACAAAUGACAGAGAGCGUUGGAAGUACUUUUCCGUUUUAUUAAAGCUAGAAAUUGUUCAUUUGAGCAGCAAAAAUGCAAACAGACAAAAAAAAGAACAAUAUUCAAGAUUUUGCCCAUGUCACUUAACUCUUCUACUCAUUUUAUCUUUGUUAUACCCACAUCAAAACGCUUUUUUUACAUGGGCUUUCACACCAAUUGGUUAAGGGUCUGUUUAUUAUGGGGCCAACUCGGGCCAAGGGCUUACAUUUACUCAGAAAGAUUUCCAAACAAAUACAUAAAUAAUUGUGCUUGUUCAAUGCAUAGAAAUGACUUGCAUGAUGGCAUGUUUUGAUCAGAAAUCUUGCAUGAAUUAUCAUAGUCCACAAGACACUAAUACUCAGACCACAACAGUGGCUCGACUGUAAGAUUGAGACAUUGUCAAAAUUUGAAAGCUCAGAGUUCAGAGUAAUUUGUUUAACAAAGAUAAGUGAUAUUGGGGAUGGUAAUCUAAAAUGGAUCUGCAUUUUUAUCUCAUUAUUCAACACAUUUCAAAUGUUUAAAUUGUUGCCCCUAUGGACAGGAGAAUGGAAUAUGUUGGUGAAUAAAACCACCAUAGUGGAUCAGUGGGGAAAUCCAAACAAUUGAUUUGCUGCUCUGGAGAUUUUGAGUGUGUAAGAUGUGAAAAAGGAUGUCUGUAUGUUUCAUGGGACUGACAUGUUUGUUAAUUUGGAUCGAAAUGUUUUCAAGGGGCGCAACACUUUUAAACUAAAAUGCUUGUAUUUAUUAUUUGUAUGCACCUAUGUAAUGUUCCAUACCAUCUGCCUUUAGUUUUGUGUGAGCGGGCAUUGAGGGUAGUCCUAUUGUUGGUUAUAAGUGAUUUCUGGGGAUUUCACAGGUAUGGCAAACUCCUUUCUAUUCUGAUGUUUCUCUGUGGGUGGUUAGACCUUUCUGGAAGAGCUGAGAAGAGUUGUGAUCAUUUGUAGUUUAAAUCAUUUGAUGUCAUGUAGCUUAUUCACAUGUGAGUUUUUUUAUUUAUUUAUUUAUUUUUUAACACACACAUACUCCUCCACCACCCCUGAAGUAAUAUUCAUGUUUUGGUGGGUUAUGAGUCUUAUUUUACACACUUUUAUAAGCCACAUCUAAGAUGAUAUUGAGGGAAACGGUCUUGUGCUGAAACAUAUUUGUCGGGUGUAAGUAGUACCCUAUAUUAAUGAGAUAAGAAAGUGAUGAGAACAUUGUGUGUGGAGAAGCCAAAGAGAUCUGCCUUGUUAUCCCUUGUUGCCCUUUGUCCUUGGAGUUGGAUGAAGUAUGCCCUGCCCAUUAAGUUUUUUCACUGUCAUUAUUAGACAGAGAGACCCUAGAAAUGUAUGCAAUGCUUGAAAAAUUCAUCCCUUUUUCUCAGGAGAUAUUAUAGAUGUACUAUUAUGAGCUCUGCAACAAAAUGCAAGUGAAUGUGAUGGGAGUAUUUAUGAAAUCAUGUUUUACUCUUUUUUUUGUUUUAUGCCAUGUUGAUGGACAAUGAUCUCGGCUGGCUGCCUUAACUCGGCAGCAGCCCAGUCAGGGGCCAAUUUGUCGCUUCCUGCUUAUAACUAAUAAUUAUAGGGCUAGAAGCAUCUCAGUGGAACAGCAACAUUUCGCUUGCUUGUAAUGGCGGCGUUUAUAUUGAUAGCAGAUUACAUUUGUGGUUACGUCAUGAACUGUAGUCUGGUGUCAAUUAAUUUAGAUAAACAAAAUAAUAAUGUUAAGCCCCGAUAGCAAUCACAGAAAUAGGAAACACUGUGAGGAGAUGUCAUGAGAGUGAAUUGGGAUAUGGUAGUUUGAGCAGCACUUAAUUAUUCCGUAAGAAAAAGUGGCAUGCUCGGUGGAUAGGCCCCAGUUUAGUGCUCUAAACCUGUCAUUUGCCAAUUUUGUUUGUCAUAUUGCUCUAUUGCAUAACAAAUACCAAAUAACCAACAGAGCACUGGAUGCAUUCUAAUGGUACUGUGAGCCUAAGCACCACACCACAGCUUUUGCACUUCCUGUUGUGCAGUGAUGUCACUUCCUGUUUAUGAAUAAUUCCCUCAUCCGUUCUCAAGUUCUAUGGUCCAGUUGCUGCAUGAGAUCUCCAAAAUCAGUGUGGGUGUUACCUUGAACCAAAUAAAACUCUGAAUGAUAAGCAUAAAA
Messenger RNA from Perca fluviatilis (European perch), 8903 nucleotides. It is a transcript of the gene scn8ab, whose product is annotated as sodium channel, voltage gated, type VIII, alpha subunit b. NCBI's taxonomy places the organism in Eukaryota, Metazoa, Chordata, Actinopteri, Perciformes, Percidae. Bases 189 to 6143 code for a protein of 1984 amino acids. The record is from RefSeq and is a predicted model, not a curated record. Gene Ontology annotation, molecular function: voltage-gated sodium channel activity. Gene Ontology annotation, biological process: sodium ion transmembrane transport; neuronal action potential; membrane depolarization during action potential. Gene Ontology annotation, cellular component: axon; plasma membrane; voltage-gated sodium channel complex. The transcript has 28 exons.